This is a messenger RNA of Seriola aureovittata, 3444 nucleotides long. RefSeq names its product glycerol kinase 5 (gene gk5). Gene Ontology annotation, cellular component: mitochondrion. The transcript has 17 exons. Gene Ontology annotation, molecular function: glycerol kinase activity. NCBI's taxonomy places the organism in Eukaryota, Metazoa, Chordata, Actinopteri, Carangiformes, Carangidae. The record is from RefSeq and is a predicted model, not a curated record. The coding region runs from base 291 to 1883 and encodes 530 amino acids. Gene Ontology annotation, biological process: glycerol metabolic process; glycerol-3-phosphate biosynthetic process; triglyceride metabolic process.
CGAAAAGGACGGAGAGCGUGUGUACGUUCUUGCAAUCUAACGAUUCACAUUGCCGGAACUCCCCUAAUAGACACCUCAGCGUGUCACCGUCACUGCUAUGAACACAUGUUGGUUAGAACUGGGACUGGACUUCGAAGAACCCACAGUCCGAAGGUCGAGGAACAGCCACAACACGACACAUCACCUGGUGCAGAUAAGGUAUUGUCGGGUCACUACCGCCAAGUCCAACAUGAGUUGACAAUGAAAGACGUGGGGCUCAUUUGAGGAAUACUGGGACAUACGUUUCUACAAUGGGGAGUCAGAGGAACGGUUUCAAGAAGGAAAGCUUCAUGUUGUCAGUGGACGUUGGCACAACAUCAAUCAGAUGUCACGUCUAUGACAAGGAGGCAACGAUCCGAGGAUCAUGCACCACCAAGGUUUUCCCCUUGUACCCAGAGGUAGGACAUGUGGAGAUGGACCCAGAGGCACUAUGGAAAGGGUUUAUCACUGUGGUCAAGGGAGCUGUGCAAGAUGCAGGGCUACAAAUGCGCCAGAUAGAGGCCCUUGGCAUCUCCACUCAACGAGGCACAUUCACAACAUGGGACAGGAAAACUGGAGUUCCCUUCCAUAAUUUUAUCAGCUGGCAGGAUCAGAGGGCUGCAGACUUGGUGAAGUCCUGGAACAAAUCAUGCACAAUGAAAGCAAUCCAUGGUGUGAUGAAGGGGCUGUACUUCAUGACCAGGCAGAAACGGUUGCUUGCAGCGAGUCUCAUUGUUUUCUCCACUCAACAUGUUACCUUCCGCCUUGUCUGGGCCCUGACAUACUACAAGCAAGUCCGUCAAGCGGUAACUGAAGGCAACUGCUGCUUUGGAACGAUAGACACCUGGCUCCUGUUCAAACUCACUAAAGGACACAUCCAUUCCACAGACUAUUCUAAUGCCAGUGCAACUGGCAUUUUUGACUCCUAUCAGAUGUGUUGGAGUGGUUUCCUGUGCUCUCUUGUCUCCCUGCCUCUCACUAUUUUCCCCAAAGUAGAAGAUACAGGCCAUGACUUUGGAUCCACAGACCCGUCUAUCUUCGGAGUAUCCAUCCCUAUCAUGUCAGUGAUGGCGGACCAGCAGGCAGCCAUGUUUGGAGAGUGCUGCUUUGAUGUUGGCGAUGUGAAGAUCACCAUGGGGACGGGCACCUUCAUGAACAUCAACACUGGGAGCAAACCACAUACAUCUGUAGCAGGUCUGUAUCCUGUGGUGGGCUGGAAGAUCGGCCCAGAGGUGGUGUACCUGGCGGAGGGUAAUGCAGCCGACACAGGCACUGCCAUCAAGUGGGCGCAGGAGCUGGAGCUCUUCUCUGACGUCCAGGAGACCAGUGCCAUGGCUUACAGUGUCAAUGACUCUGAUGGAGUGUGCUUUGUACCGUCCUUCAGUGGCCUGCAGGCUCCUCUGAACGACCCUAAAGCUUGUGCUUCACUCAUGGGCCUCAAACCCUCAACCACCAAGAGCCACCUGGUCCGUGCCAUACUGGAGUCUGUCGCCUUCAGAAACAAGCAGCUGUAUGAGACGAUGCUGAAAGAAACUCACAUCCCCAUCGCAAAGAUCAGGGUGGAUGGUGGUGUUUCCUCCAAUGACUUCAUCAUGCAGCUGACUGCAGACCUGUUUACCAGAAAGGUAGCCAGACCCGAGCACCAUGAGAUGUCGUGUUUGGGGGCUGCUUUUGUUGCUGGACUUGGAGUGGGCUUCUGGAGGACCCGGGAAGACCUGAAGAAGCUGCAGAACAUGGAUCAGGAGUUCUUACCUCAAGGGGCACCCAAGGAGGGUGCUGGCAGCCCAAAUCGGGAGUACAUCCCCGUCCUCCAGAGCUGGGAGAGAGCUAUCCGUCGUUCCAUGAACUGGUACAGCAAGCCUUGACUCUGAAAGCGCACACAGGGAGAUCCAGAUGUUGAGCAAAUGGGGGGAUAAAGACAUGAGGUUUCAGUACAUGUGAAAGUAGAAGGUUUAGCAUUUCCCAUACGUGGAUGCUAAAAUAAAUGACAAUGGGGUUUUUUUUUCUCUCUACGGUUGAACAAAACACAGCUGAAGGUCAUUCACACUGACAAAAUGAUAUAGCACUAAUAUGUGGGAAAGGUCCAGUACAGGUGAGAUCCAGGCAGCCACCUUCACAGCCUUGAAUUGUUGACCACAUACAGCUACUAUAAACUUUACUCUGUUUCUUCACACGAUAGCUGCCUUUUCAGAUAGAUCCAUUAUUCAUUUCAGAUCUCAGGUUGCUGGUGUCUAUUCAUGUUACAGUAUUUUAGCAUAUAUUAUAUUUUUUAUAUUAUUUUUCCACAUGGGGGCGCUAAUGACUGGCUUUACAGCUUUUAGUUUAUGAACUCGCCAUAGCAACCACAUGCCACAUGCAUGCCACAUGCUAUAAAGGAGCCAUAGAUUAAAAUCAUUCAUAUCAGAUUCCCACAUGAUCGUCUGUGUGAGAAACAAAGACAGCACUUAACGCCUCUGUUCAUGAUACCUCAAGAUUCAAAGAGCUCCACUGAGGGAUAAAACCUGUUUAGGAAAUUGUGUUAGGCAUUGAACAAACACUGUUUAGUAUUAUAUCUGUUUCUUCUUGAUUUAACAUGGUGUUAGUGCUAGUCCUCUAUAGAAAACCCCCAAUUCACACAUGUUGCCUUUCAGAGAUCUGGAGCAGCUUUAAUUUGUAGUUAUAAAUUAGAUGUACAAACUGUCAGAAAUUAGAUUGCAGUGACUGCAGUGAUGACUCAUGAGAGGAUAUUGUUUAAAUGUGACUGGAACAACUGGUUUUUGUGUGUCAACUCACACUAAAUCUCUCUCUCAAAUCUUCUGCUGUGGAGCAGUUUCAAGGUGCACAUCUCGUAGAUCAGCGCCUGCAUUCCAAGCUUUAUAGGAACAAGUUGAUCAGGGACACACAUACUAAUUGCAUUGACUUAAAACAGAAAUAGGACGUGCAUUCAUUUGUACCGAGUGUUACUCCUUGUCAGUCCGUGUUGUGUAGCUUGUGUUUGUGGUUUAAUUGUCACAGCCUUAUGAAUCCCAGUGCAAAGGGACAGCCAUGGUGAUGUCAUAUGAUAACGUUUUGACUCAAGUCUUUUACUUGACCUGAUGAACUAUGAUGACAAAGUUAUAAAGUUAGUUCUAAUUGUGAUAUGAUGAACUGUGCUUGUACUUAUGUGACAUGUGACAUAAACUGUGAAUCUCACUGUAGAAAUGUUGUGCUUGCUGGGUAUUGUUAAUCAUUGUUUUGCCUUUCUCAAUGUUAUAAUACAGUUCCUUCUACAUGUACUUAACUUUGUUAUGCAAAGUGACCAUAUAAUACUGAAAUUGACAUCAGAUCGAUAAUUUCAGGUCUUCACAUGUGGGAUUUUUUAACACUUGUACUUCAUUCAGUUGUUGAAUGGCACUUGUCAUGCCAAGCUGCUGGGAAAUAACAAAUAAAUCAUUUGUGUAAUCAUAA